This is a messenger RNA of Myripristis murdjan (pinecone soldierfish), 3052 nucleotides long. RefSeq names its product SH3-domain GRB2-like 3b (gene sh3gl3b). NCBI's taxonomy places the organism in Eukaryota, Metazoa, Chordata, Actinopteri, Holocentriformes, Holocentridae. Gene Ontology annotation, molecular function: protein binding. The record is from RefSeq and is a predicted model, not a curated record. The transcript is spliced from 10 exons. The coding region runs from base 33 to 1157 and encodes 374 amino acids. Gene Ontology annotation, biological process: synaptic vesicle uncoating. Gene Ontology annotation, cellular component: cytoplasm; presynapse; glutamatergic synapse.
CCUCUGCCCGGUGCGCCCCGCUGGUGAGGAAGAUGUCCGUGUCCGGGAUGAAGAAGCAGUUCCACAAAGCCAAUCAGCUGCUGAACGAGAGGCUGAUGGGAGCCGAGGGAACCAAGCUGGACCAGGACUUCGUCAAGAUGGAGAAGACUGUCGAUGUGAUCCAGACUCUGCUGGUGGAGCUGCUGUCCAGAACCACAGAGUUCCUGCAGCCAAACCCAGCGUACAGAGCUAAACUGAGCAUGCUCAACACGAUGUCCAGGAUCCGAGGGCAGGGGAGAUCUGUCGGCUACCCACAGACAGAGGGCAUGCUGGGAGACUGCAUGCUGCGCUAUGGCCAGGAGCUGGGACCUGCCUCUGGAUUUGGUGGUGCUCUCACUGACACGGGUGAGGCUCUGCAGCAGGUUUCCCAGGCCAAGGACGCCCUGGACAUCAAAGUCAAACACACCUUUAUCGACCCCCUGCAGGAUCUCCAUAACAGGGACCUUAAGGAGAUCAAGUACCAGCUGAAGAAGCUGCAGGGCCGCCGGCUGGACUUUGACUACAAGAAGAGGCGAAGAGGGAAGCUACCGGAGGAGGAAGUGCGACAGGCCUGGAACAAGUUCACCACCUCCAAAGAGCUGGCAGAGAGGAGCAUGUUCACCCUGCUGGAGAACGAGGUAGAUCAGGUGAGUCCCCUGACAGCUCUGAUCGCCGCGGUGCUGGACUUUCACCGCCAUGCCUACCACAUUCUGUUGGGUCUCCAUGGCAACCUGCAGGCCAGGCUGACUGCGGCCAGCAACAGACCGGAGCGACGCUUCCGGCCCCGUGUCAAAGUGAUCCGAACCGAGACGGAGCUCAGCGGCAAAACCAGAUUUUACCACCAGCCGUCCAUCACAUCCAGCUUUUCCUCAGGAGAGCAGUUCACAGUUUUAACCUCCACGCUGAACAGUCCCGUCUUUUCUACCCCGGACAGAGAGCUUGUCCUGGAUCAGCCGUGUUGCCGGGCGAUUUAUUCCUUCCGUCCAGAAAAUGAGGGCGAGCUGGGCUUCAAGGAGGGCGACCUCAUCAUCCUGACCAAUCGGAUCGACGGCAACUGGUACGAGGGCACGAUGGGCGGCCAGUCGGGAUUCUUCCCCAUCAGUUACGUGGACACCCUGGUUCCUCUGCCGUUGCCGUGACAACGCAUCAACCCACGGCGAACGGAGAACCAGGGACUGACAGAAAUCAGGUUAUAGGUUCUGCUCUGAUUUCUGCUCCGCGGCAGGAAUGUGACUCAUGUUUGAGUAUAUGCAACUUUUUUUGGGCUUUUGCACAGUGUUUGUACUUAUUCACAGGUGAAUCUGCAGGCUGCCUGUCUGUUUUAUUAGGAAUAGAAGGCCAUAGUUUUUACCCUAGAGCACUUUAGUUGCUGAUCUCUGAUCCACUGCUGUUGCACUCGACAAUACUAUAGCUCAAAAUGCCAGGUAGCUCUUAGCUGAGAUGUGUAAACUAAAGAGAGGCUCUGUCUCGUAAAAAAUGAUGUCUUUAGACUCCAGUGUGUUUUCCCUUUAAGAAAAGCCUUUAGCUGCACUUCCACCCAGCAAACUCCUGCUGCCCUCAGAGGAGGACGCAGCAAAAUGUCACCAUUCACAUCAUUUUCCCAUGUGUUUAUAAGGUGAAUGCACACCCUGGAAAUGCAUUUACAUCGGUCUGCUAUGGUACGAAAGCUUGCAGACUGAUUAGCACACUAAAUGGAUGCAUCCUGUGUAAUUUCUACAGUAACGAUUAAGGAUCAUCAACAACACUGUCAGUCGAUUUUAAACUGCGACGAAUGCAAAAAGCACGGCUUGCUUGGACCGAUGAGGGAUCCCACAUAUCACUUGGUAUCUGUGGGCUGCAGGACAGAUUCACACGAGGCAGAUUAGUCAGCGCUGACUGACUGGCAGCCCACCCAAAGCACUGUGGGAUUGAAGUGGUCAGUAAACAGCACAGAGCCUCAUGUAGAGCCACACGUAUAAAGUACACAAAGCUUUCUGUUGCACGUCAGGACGUUGCUGUGGAUAUCGUUGCUUAUUUGUGUAAUUCAGCAAAGACACAAUACGUGAUCUACUCGUCAUUCAUGCACAGUGCUGUACUUGAUAUCGACCAAACAAUAUAGAUUAAAUAUUAUAAUUGAUAUAUAUUAGCCAACUAUAGUUCAUAGAAAUAAAACUGUAGGUCACACAUAUUAAACUACUAUAAUUGAUAUAAACCAAACGAAUAGUUGAUACAAACUAAACUACUGUAGUUAAUAGACUAGACCACUAUAAUUAAUUAGAGUAAGCGACUACUGUGCAGUAGUUAAUAGACUAUUAUAGUUGAUACAGAUUAAAGAAGUGAAACUGACAGACUGUUCUACUGUAGUUUAUAGACUAAACUACUGUAGUUAAUGUAGAGUAGACUAAUGGGUACAGAGCUAACUACUGUAGUUGAUAUAGAUUACACUGCUGUAGAUGAAACUGACUGAUAUCUAGCCUUACACUGGAGAAAUAAAUCAAUCAACACGAAUGUGAUGUAAUGGUGUGCAUGCAUUUGUGUGUGUGUGCGUGUGUGUGUGUUUUCCUGGUAUUUUCCAAAGGAUGUUUACUCGUUCAAUUUGAGCCAGGAGCGAGCCGGAUGAGGGAAUCCUAGUUUAUUUUAUUGAUCUGAUGUAAUGCCAAUUAAAAUCUGUUUCUAGUGGAUAUUUUAUGUUGUUGGGUGUUUAAUAAGCAAUAGACAGGUGGAGAAUUAUCUUAAAGAUGUCACUUUACUACCUUGUUGUUAAUCAGUUUGCUCAGUGACAAUACAUAAAUGUCUGCAUUGUCAUCUUUAAUAUAUCUUACAUUAUACUCUCCGAUCAAUUUUUACCAAAAAAAUGUGAGUGACAAUAAUUUCAGGUAGUUCAGAAGGCAGUGGCAACGAUUUAGGCUGCUUGACAUCAAAUCUUUUUAAUGGAAACGACCUGAUUUUCUCCAAAGGAGGCAAAACCAAGAAAACGCUAAGAAAGCAGACUCUCAGAUCUGCCUCUGCUUUCAUAUGGAUUUAUGAACGUAUUUCUGCCAUUGUUUUCCAGAGA